Molecule: messenger RNA, 996 nt
Organism: Syzygium oleosum
Lineage: Eukaryota; Viridiplantae; Streptophyta; Magnoliopsida; Myrtales; Myrtaceae
Product: accelerated cell death 11-like
Exons: 4
Coding region: 88-720 (210 amino acids)
Biological process (GO): ceramide transport; intermembrane lipid transfer
Cellular component (GO): cytosol; cytoplasm; membrane
Molecular function (GO): ceramide 1-phosphate binding; ceramide 1-phosphate transfer activity
Source: RefSeq, a predicted model, not a curated record
CCGGCUUCUCUCCUUUACCUAUACUCACCUAUCAAACUGAAUAAACGAAAUAACUUAUUUAGAUCGUUUGAAUCCAAGUUCCAAUCGAUGGCCGAGCCAGGGGAUGACGACAAGCUGCUGAGGAAGAUCGCCCAGUCAUUCAAGGAGCUCACGGCGGUCCUGAACUCCGAGACGGCGGACAUCGAGCGUGCCCCAUUCUCCCAAGCCUGCUCUCUCGUGCUCCCUCUCAUUGGCUCCCUCGGCAUCGCUUUCAAGUUCGCCGAGAUGGACUUGGCCCCCAAGGUUCGUAUACUGGCAGACGCAUCCAAGUCAAUCAAGACCUUGCCAGCUUUGCUGGAUCGCGAUGUGGAAAGCAACUGCAUCAGUAAACCAGGUUGCCAUUCGAGACACCUUCUGAGGGUGAAUCGGGCCCUGGACUUGGUCAGGGUAUUCUUUGAACAGAUUCUUGAAUCAGAGGGGGAUUCCUACAAGGAUGCAGCCAAAAAGGCUUACGCACAGGUUCUUGCUCCUUUCCAUGGAUGGGCCAUUAGGAAAGCUGUAGCUGCUGCGAUUAAUGUCCUUCCCACAGCGGGAGACUUAUUUAAGAAAGUCAAAGAGGAUGAGAACUCCGCGAAGACUUAUUUGCAGGAUUACAUUGUUGCUUCAGAAGCUGUCAUUCUUUACAUCAGCGGACUCUUCCUUUCUAGAGGACUAGGUGUUGAUUUGAAAGAAAAGCCAUGACACUUAAGUGAGCAUCGCACAAAAGCAAUAGCAUUCAAGUUAGCACCAUGAGAUAGUUAAGACAAAUGUAAUGUCCUUGUUUUCCAUUUCUUAUGACUUGGGAAACAUAUGAUAUCCGUACUGAUGUAUCCGUAUAUACUUGAUUGCAUAGUAACAUUGAGUUUGUCCAUGGAUCUUAUUUACUUUGAAUUUUAGACAUUUUUUCAUUAGAGCAAAAGGUGUACGAGCACGUCAUGGUAGUACUAUUAAAGGGCUGUAUUGUUGUUGUUGGCCUAA